Messenger RNA from Plasmodium gallinaceum, 3069 nucleotides. Its product is annotated as conserved Plasmodium protein, unknown function. The transcript has a single exon. The record is from RefSeq and is a predicted model, not a curated record. NCBI's taxonomy places the organism in Eukaryota, Apicomplexa, Aconoidasida, Haemosporida, Plasmodiidae. The coding region runs from base 1 to 3069 and encodes 1022 amino acids.
AUGAUUGAUUUGCGAAAAGUUCUUUUAAAAAAAACAUUUAAAUUUUAUAGAAAUAUUAAUAGAAAUAUAGCUGUUUUUUAUAUGAAUUUAAUGUUUCACAACUUUGAUGAUGAUUUAAUAUUAGUAUUAAUUAAAACUUACAAUAACAUAUUAAAAAAAUAUGAAAAAAAAAAACUUAAUUUUUGCGAUGAAUAUUUUAUAAUUUUUAAUUAUAUAAUUUUUUCCUAUUUUAACUUUUUUUUUUCUGAAUUAGAUUUACAUAAUUCUAUUCUCUUCGAUAUUUUUUAUGACUUUAAUAUAAAAUGCUUAAAAAAUGUCAAAAUAAAGAGAAAAAAAAAGUUUUCAGUAAGUUUGUAUUAUAAUGACAAAUUGGGACUUGAAAAUGAAAAUCACAUUAAGUAUGAUAGGAACUCAUUUAAAAAAAAUACAAAUAAUUUAAGAGAAAAACAACAGUAUCUAAGGUUUACAAAUGAAGACAAACAUAUUAAUAGCAUUUUAAAAAAAAAUAGCUAUUAUGAAAAUUAUCCUUUUCACAAUAAUACAUACCUUAAAUAUAAUAAUCACUAUGAAAGUAACAUUUAUAAUGAUAGAAAUAAUUCCCAAUAUAGAGAAUAUAAAGAUUUUAAUAAAAAUUUAAUUGAUCAUAUUGAACCCAUUAAUUAUAUAAAUAGAGAAAGGGAGUUAUUUUUUCUAGAAGAGAAAUUAUUAGAAAGAAAUGAUAUGUUCUGUAUACAAGAAGAUAUUAAUAUAAAAAAAAAAAAUUUAAUUAAAGAAUUGAAAAAUUUAUAUGCUCAUGUAUAUUAUUGGAAAUACUUAACUGAAUUACAUAUAAAAUGUAAUAGAAGGAUUGGUACAGAUGAAAAAAAUAUUUACAUAGAUAUUUAUAAAAAUAUUUAUAAUUUAUUUAAACGUAUGAAUGAAAAGCAUUAUGAAAAUUUAAAAAUGCUUAAUAAAAAAAGAGAAGAAUUAUCAAUUACUCAUAAUAAUGAAAUGGAAAAUAUUAUAAAUGAAAAUAAAAUAAAUAAAAAAAAUAAAGACUAUCAACAAAAAAUUAACAAUAUGGUAUAUAAGCAUAUAGCUGAAAAAAAAGCUUUAAAUAGACAUAUUGAACAUGAAUUGAACAUAAUGCAACAAGUAAAUCUACAAGAAUAUAAACAAAACAUAUUUUAUAUUUUUAAUAUUAUUGAUAAUAAUGAAAAUAUUUUGUCAUUACCCCCUUUACCUAUAGAAGAAAAGGAAAAAGAAAAGAAACUUAACAAAAAUUUUCCUAAUGAAGUAGGAAAUACAAAAAACAUCCUAGAUGAAAAAAAUUAUAAAUAUAUAAUGAAUUCCUUCAAUUUUUUUUAUUUAUAUAAAUUAAUUAAAAGCAGAAUGAAUCUUUACAGUUAUUUAUAUUUCCAUAUUAAAAAUUCUCUAUAUGAUGUAUUGAACAUUUCUGUAAUAUUUAGUUUAGGUGAAAUUUUUAACAUAUUUGAACGAGGUGAUAAAAACAACAUUGAAUUUAAAAAAAAAUUUUUAAAUACAUUAAACAGUACUUAUAACAUUCAUUAUGUUUAUAAUUAUAAAAAUAAAAUUUGCGAAAAAGAGAUUUCUUCCGUUAACAUGAAAGACAACAAGAAAAACUUAAAUGAAAGAAAUUAUUCUAAAGGGAAAUUAAAUAUUUUAAAUGAUGAUAAAAAAAAAAAUUGGAAUUUAAAAAAAAAGGAUACACAAGUUAUAACAAGUCAGGAAGAAAAAAAUGAUGAUACUUAUUCAAAAUACCAAGAUUCAAAAUAUUUUGAUGAAAAAGGAAACUUUAAAUAUAGAAAUUUAAAAGAAGAAAAAAACUUUUUUAACAUAAGCUAUUGUAGUACUUAUAAAUUUUUAAAGGAAAAUUCUAUUCGAUUUUUAAAAAAUAAAACUUCAAAUAGAGAACAUACCAAUAUAAAUACAAACAAACUAUGUAUAAAAGACAAAAAAUUAAAUGCUCUUAUCCUAUAUAUUAAUGAAGAUUUUAAUUUUCAUAAUGAAAAUGUUUACAAAAAUCUUUUUAAUAUUAGUAUAACAAAAACAGAUUUUAUUUUUCCUAAUUUAAAAGAACAAUUAAAUAUUUUUAAUGAUUUUAAAAUCAAUAAUUCAUAUAAUUAUUCAUCUAAUAUGAAAAGUAAAAAUGUAAUAGAAAAUUCUGAUGAAAAAAAUAUUUCUAGUGUUAAUAAAAAAGGUUCUUAUUUUAGCUUUGGGAAUAUCAUUAUAACAAGGCAUACGAAUCUAAAAAUAGCAAUGAAUGAAAUAUCAAACAAAGAAAAAAAUGAAAUGAAUAUGAAUAAAAAAAAGGAAAAACAAAAUAACAUAAAUAAUGCUGAAUUUAAUAGCAAAAAUGAAAAUAAUGUUAAUUUAAGUGAAAAUAAUAAUAUAUCUCAAAUUUCUAUCUCUCAAAUGCUUAGAAAAAAUAGUGAUAUUAUUACUGAAAAGAAUGUAUUUAAUUCAAAUACAAAUUACAAAAACAAAUGCACAUUUUAUAAAAAAUUUUUAAAAAACAACAAAAAAAAAAAUAUACAUAUAGAUGUUAUUUUUCACGUAAUAAUUCCAAAAAACAUAAAUAAAAAAAGUUUUAAAAUAAUUCUCUUUUCAUUAUUUAAAAUACUCGAUAUAUGCAAAUUGCAUAAUAUUUGUUCAUUAAAUUUUUCUCUUCCGUAUGUUCAUAAUAUUGUACACAAAAGUAAACGACCUGCUAUUUAUUCAUUUAUAUAUUCUUUUAUUUUUUCAAUUUUAGAAUAUGUAAAAAGUUCGGAAUCAUCUAGCAAUAACAUAAAGAUAUUUCAUUUUAUUUUUCCUUAUUUAAAAUUUUACGAAAACAAAAAUUAUACCAAAAAAGAAUAUUACGUUGAAAAAGCUUCUAAUUCUCUUAUCAGUUAUAAUUAUUUUAAUACAAAUAACUUACAUAUUGAAAAAAAUAAUCAUCAUAACAUAACAGAAUAUAAGAUGGACAAAAAAAAAAAAAGCUACAAAAAAAUAUCUAAUGUAACUGCUUUUAUUGAUAAAAUAAUAGUUAGUUUAAAGGAGAGAUAUAUUUUAAUUGAAAACAUAUGA